Messenger RNA from Ectocarpus sp. CCAP 1310/34, 1335 nucleotides. NCBI's taxonomy places the organism in Eukaryota, Phaeophyceae, Ectocarpales, Ectocarpaceae. The record is from the annotation of a GenBank genome assembly.
ACCGGCUGCAGCAAACAACGAUGUCCUCACAAGUAGCAGCGGCAGCGGCCGCUGCCGCCGCUGCCGCCGCAGCAGCAACAGCAACAACAACAACAACAACAACAACAACAUCGGCAGCACCAGUCGCAGCCGCUCAAAGGCCGCCUGCAGGAGGAGCGGAGGAACCGUUCAGAGCGGCGGCGGAGGUGGGGGAGGCUGCCCAUGACACCGCGGUUUCUUCAGGGCGGUCCAACACCGCAGUCGGAUCUGGAUCGCUUGACUUGAGAGGGCUGGGCACCACGCCAGCAGCAGGAAGAAACAUGAACGGAGAGGCCAUGGAGGAAGUAGAGUCUAUUGGGGAGGAGGAGGAAGAGGAGGAGGAGGAGGAGGAGGGAGACGCGAAUGAAGGAGACCGUGAGCGAUGGUCCAACCGUGAGUUGCAAGCUGCCCUGGCGAUGCAAGCUAGCAGUGUCGUGGGUCUAGCUCCCAAGGUGUACGAGGAUGGUUCGUUUAGUCGCCCAGACUGGAUGGCUCCAAGUUUGAAGUCGCCCAGGUCUAUUGCGGCAGCGUUUAGGCAACGUUUCCCGGAAGCCCCUAUAUGCCGGCCGGUAGACAGCCCUGAGAAGCGUGCCUUGGCAGCGAUGCAGCCGUCGGCAGCCACGGAAAAGAUGAAGUCGCGAGCGAUGGUUGGAGGAAGUACGAACCGGGGCCUCCUGAAGCAACUGUUGAAGGAGGCGGCCAUGGCCGUUUUCGCAACAACGCACGUUGUGUUCGUUGUCUACCUACUCGAAGUGGUUUUCUUCGACGUUUUGGUCAAGAUUCCGGAUUUUCAGGCAAGCUUUGUAGUACAUGAAAUACAGCUCUGCAGACACGUUGCUCGCGCUAGGUCGCCUUCUCCAAUCCACAUCCACACAGGUGGGCAAGAGGAGUGCCCGACGAGAGGCCCGAGGGUAAGAACUCUUCCGUUGUAUCAUUCUUGUUUCAGGUAACGACCUACAGCGGGUCAACGUCCGUGAGGAUGAUCUGUCCUGGAUGCAGGUCGAACACGUUUGUGAAGCCUCCCGGAGUAUCAGGGCACGGCUGGAGUAAUGCGAGCGCCACGAAGAUCCGAGCGAUCCCCGAUGUAGGCAGGGUGGUGGUUCCAUUGUCUGGCAGGUACGCCUGCCGGAAUCCCAAUUGCCCUCUGGUGUUGGCGAGUGCGAAGAAGGCAGCCAAAAAAAAAAAGGUGGAGGUUGCGGAUGACGGGUGGGAUGAGGCCACCACCCAGAAGUGGUGCCCAAACGGCGCAACCUUCACCACCCAGGACGACAGAUACAUGCAGGUGUUGCCUGAGGAGGUGGCGUUGCGUCUACCCUU